AUGGCCUCCGAAUAUCGACCACUCUCAAAAUUCACGGGUCCACGCGACGCUGUCGUCUCUCUCGCCUUCUCAGCAAAAGGCAGAUUCCUUGCAGCUGCAGGCUAUAGUGGUGUAUACGUCUGGGAUCUAUCCACCAGCGCAUCCACACCUCUUCCCCACAUGCUCUUCGCACCUCAAAAUCCAAAAUACGUUAUAACCGCAGCGGUGUGGGUGUAUUUCCACAAGAACAAUCGGCACAUUCUACUGCUGGGGUCCAUGCGAGGGGAUGUCAUACUCUGGAAUUGGACCGAAGAGAGCCAGUCAUUCAACUUGCUCUAUAGGGUUCCUCCUAUGAAUGACAUUCAAGACGAAAUCCUAUCAAUGGAUGUUCACGAGCAAGAGAUUGCCUCUGGGAGGAUCGGAAGGGUAGUGGUUGCAACUGCCAAUCGAUGCAUCAAUGUUUGGACAUUAUCGUCGUCUGGCGAGUUUUCAAAAGUAUUCUCUACCAUUCUGGACGAUAAUCUCAAACCAAAAACUGUUCGAAUGUGCAAGAAGACUAGGGACAUAUUUGUCUUUCCUCUAUAUGGUGGUGAAAUACUUCGUCUUGAUUACAAAAGUGGAGCAGUAAAGAGCCGUAAAUCCCCUGGUCCUGGAAGAAUGGGUUCUGUCUCUCUGAACUACACCGCUGACAAGUUUGUUGCGUAUACUGGCAAGAAUUUUCAACUUUACCGCCUCUCCAACCUCGAAAUUUUGAAGACGUUCAUUGCUGAAGCACCGCUGGUCUUUUUUCCUAAGCAAGUUGCGUUUGGGGAGUCUGAGACCAUUGUUGUAGGAGGGACGGAUCGCGGGUUUGCAUUAGUGUAUGAUGUGGAAUCGGAAGAAAUGGUCCAGAAGUUGAGCUAUCCUCGUGGUAACCUUGUCCAACCAGUUGCGACCUUUACCCUUCCUGGACGACACCUCAUUGCGAUUGCGGGAUCAACCCAAGAACAGCCUUCUGAUGUUGUGCUUUUUGAAAAGACUAUCCCCGAGGUCCCUUUAGUACUGCACUCGGAGGUCAUGCAGGAUGAACCCACUGCUCGGACUGUCCCCACGGCAGGUUUCGUUCACGUCGGAUUCUACAUACCCAAGAAGGCCUUGAAUUGGUUCUGGAUUGUCGCUCUACUACUCUCCAUCUCCUUUGCAUCUUACUGUACCAUCCCCCAAUAUAUACAGCAGGUUUGCACUCGUUUAGCUAAUCUCUAA
Lentinula edodes (shiitake mushroom) is the source of this 1221-nucleotide messenger RNA. RefSeq names its product WD40-repeat-containing domain protein. Gene Ontology annotation, molecular function: protein binding. Bases 1 to 1221 code for a protein of 406 amino acids. The transcript is spliced from 6 exons. NCBI's taxonomy places the organism in Eukaryota, Fungi, Basidiomycota, Agaricomycetes, Agaricales, Omphalotaceae. The record is from RefSeq and is a predicted model, not a curated record.